Molecule: messenger RNA, 1763 nt
Organism: Panicum virgatum (switchgrass)
Lineage: Eukaryota; Viridiplantae; Streptophyta; Magnoliopsida; Poales; Poaceae
Exons: 3
Coding region: 603-1763 (386 amino acids)
Source: RefSeq, a predicted model, not a curated record
UCAAAAAAACAUUAUUAAACGUCAUUUAAUCUCGAUUAAACGUUAGACGGAGGCCUAACGUCUCGUUUAGGGCCUAGGCGCCAAUUUAGGCGCUGGGCGCGCCUAGACGCUAAGCUAGGCGCUAGGCGGCGUGUAGGCGGCGCGAACGCGUGAAAAAAACGGGGCUAGACGUCGCUGGGCGGGCGGGCGGCGGCCACGCGCGCGGGGAAAGUGCGAGCGGGAGAAAAGCGCGGGCUGCGGGCGGAUGGCGCGCACUCGCGUGGGAAAAAAGCGCGGGCUGCGGGCGGAUGGCGCGCGAAAACAGAGCGGGCAGAUGGGCGAUUAGAUACUCUGCUCCUUUUCUUUCCUCACACACGCAAGCUGUGACCCGCCGCCGCUCUUCCGCUGGUAGCGAGCGGACCCUUGCUCCAGAAAUCGCACGGCCUGGAGGGGAAUCGAGGGUGCUGCUCAAGAAAUCAGCACAUCCUCGAGGGGAAUCGAGUGCUGAUGCAGGCGGGGGUGUUCUCAUGCAGUCCGUCCCCUGCUUUGUCGCCGGCAAAGCCCUGCGCCCCCUGCUGCACACCCGCAUCCUCCUCAGCUCCUCGACAUAGAUCCAAUUCAGUAUGUCCACAUCCGAGGCUGCUGCUACUGCUAAUACUGCAGCAGCGGCUCCACAAGUCGCUGAGGUUGACAACCACCUAAAGAGGAAGUCAUCUGAUAUAGGCUGGGAGUGGGGGCGCCUCUGUGAUCCCAAUGACAAGAACAGAGUCAAGUGUCUUCUUUGUGGACAAGAGAGCACAGCAGGAAUUUAUCGCCUUAAGCAGCAUCUUGCUCAUGUUGGCACAUCUAUUGUGAAGUGCCCAAAAGUGAGUGAGGAAGUUAAGCAAAAGUGCAAGAGGAAUCUUGAUGAAACAGCAAAGAAGAAGAAAGAUAAGCAGCAACAUGAUAGAGAGGUCAGGGAGAAUGUGCAACUUGCAACAACUGAAGACGAAGUGAUAGAAGUUGAGUCACUUGCUGGAAGCUCAAGUACACCUCGCAAGCUAGGUCCCAUGGACAAAUUUACACGUCCCAUUGAUCCCAAGUUAAGCAGUGCUGCAGCUAAGAUGCAACAAAACAUAAAUGAUGCACUUUGGAAAGAGAUAACACACCAAGUGCAGCAAUGUGUUGCUAGAUGGGUGUAUACACAUGCUAUCCCAUUCAAUGCUUGUGAUAAUGAUGAGUUCAAGGAAAUGGUUGAAGCUAUUGGUCAAUUUGGUCCAGGUUUCCAACCUCCUACUCAGCAUGAUUUUCGGGGUAAAUUGUUGGAAGAGGAGCAUGCAAGAACCAAGAGCUUGCUACAAGACCGUGAAGACGAGAAGAUUAAGCAUGGCUGCUCCAUCAUGACUGAUGCUUGGACAGAUAUGAAGAGAAGAAGUAUUAUGAACCUGUGCACAAAUACUAGUGAGGGAACAACUUUUCUCAAGUCAAAGGAGAUGUCAGAUCAGUCACACACUAGUGAGGCUAUAUAUGAGCUGGUUGACAAGGCAAUUGAGGAUGUAGGUGCUGAAAAUGUGGUGCAGAUUGUGACAGAUAAUGCUUCUAACAACAUGGGAGCAAAGGCAUUGCUGCAUAUCAAGAGGCCAAACAUAUUUUGGACUUCUUGUGCAACUCAUACCAUCAAUUUGAUGCUGCAAGGUAUUGGUAAUAUUCCAAAAUUCAAGAAGACAAUUGAUCUAGCAAAAUCAUUCACUAUCUUUGUCUAUGGCCACCACCGAACCUUGCAUGUUUGUGGUCCUUCACCUUGA